CGUUGGCGCCUCCCAAAGCGCGGAAGAUCAAGCGUCCGCCCAUGGAACAAAACGACGUGGAACCUGUUUCUUUUCAUUCAAUAUUUCCUUGAUCCGGCAGCCCAUAAAUCACUGGUUUAUUGCAGAUUUUUUUUUUAUUAAUUCAGUUUCCAGCCUCGGGAUGGUACGCAUACCAUCCGAUAUACCAAAACACUCGUCGUCCAUCCGUGCCCGAAAGUGCCGGACCGAGCCUAAGCGCCCAGCCCAAUCUCUCUCAUAGUCUCACUGCCUGGCUUUUUUUGGGGGCGGCCCCUCCCUGGACCCUCGCUCCCUCAUAAACUUGAUUCAUGCCGCCAGCCCUACCUCUACCUAACCUUGGCACCUUCAUGUCACUUUCUACAACCACAUCAUCGCCUACAGUAACCCUAGAUUAUACGGGCGCAAGAAGCGACUCGAACAGACGUUUUGUCUUAAUUAAUUGCAAUUGUUUCACCUACAUAAAAGGUUGAAAAACCUACUGCGAUUUUGAUCGACCAUACUGUACUUGCAGGCAUCCACAAUGGCGUCGGUUACGUCACUGGACAAGGACCUGCGCAAGAUGCGCCUCGACAAAUACACCCCGGGCGCUGCUAAAGAAGUCCGGGAUUGGAUUGAGUCGACCUUGGGUCGUAGUCUACCCGCCGGCGACCUUCUAGAAGCACUCAAAGAUGGCGUUGCGCUUUGCAAUCUCGUCAACCUCGCUCUCCCCGCGCCGGGCAUCAAGUUCAAGACCUCGUCGAUGCCAUUCGUCCAAAUGGAAAACAUCUCACACUUUCUCCGCGCCUGCCAACAACCGCCACUCAACCUCCAGCAACACGACAUGUUCCUGACCGUUGACCUCUACGAAGCCAAAGAUCCAGCCCAGGUACUGCAAUGCCUGGGUGCGUUUAGCCGCGCCGCCAACGCUGCCAACCCAUCCGCCUUCCCCACCGCCAUCGGGCGCUCUCGUGCGGGCAGCGUCUUGAGCCCGCAGUCGACGGGUCCCGUCCCCUUGCGCGGCAGGGGUACUUCGAACGCGAGCAACGGCUCCUCCGUCUACGGCACCGGCAAUCGACCCAACCUCACGGCGACAAAGACGGGAGAUUCUGGGUCAGGCAGGUGGAGCCCGACCAAGUCCCCGACCUCGACCAGCAGCUGGAGUAGGCGGGAGCACGAAGGGUCGACAUCGCCGGCCUGGAACAUCGCCCAGUACGGGUACAUGGGCGGGGCCAGCCAGGGCAACCUGGGCAUAGCGUUCGGCGGCAGGCGGCAGAUCACGAGCGCGGGACCGCACGUGCCCAAUCUGGCCGAGAAGGAGAGGCUGCGGAAGCUGCGCGAGGCGGAGGCGGAGCAGCAGCGGGUGCAGAUGGAGGAGGAGGAGCGGCGGCGCAAGGCGGACCUCGAGGCCGAUGAGGAGCGGGCCAGGCUGGAGGAGGGGAAGAGGUGGGAGGAGGAGACCCGGAGGCAACGGGACGAAGAGGCCCGCCGGGCCGAGGAUGAGAAGCGCAAGUGGGAGGAAGAGGAGCGGCAGUGGAGGCUGGCUGACGAGAAGAGGCGGAAGGAGGAGGAAGAAGCCGAGAGGCGGCUCGCGGACGAGCGGUCCCGGACCCGCAGCAAGAGCGACGCGCGGCUCAGGGGCCAAUUCCUCAGCCAGUACCAGGCCGAGCAGGGAAUCAAGCCGCAGCGCACGGGCGAGCAGGGAGACGAGUACAGGGCGCGCAUCGAGCAGCUCGAGAAGGAGCUGGAGCGCGCACGUCAGCGGGAGCAGGAGUACGAGCGUGAGCGGCAGGGGCGGCCGCUGCCGCAACCUUCGGCCGAGUCGUCGUCCAAGUCUAGGACGCGCUCGCGCAGCCGGCCGGCGGCCUCAGCACGUGCGCCAAGCCGCCAGGAUUCGUGGUCGAGGGACGAGCGCGAAGUGCUCCGCACAGCAUGGGACCGGGAGCAGGAAAUGAAGCCGUCGCCACUAGGCAAGCCGCAGAACGCGCCUACGCCAAGACCACUCCCAGACCCGGCAACGGCAGCCGCGGCAAAGCCGGACCCACCGCCACCAAACAAGCUUAAGAAGCAGCGGACUGGCGAGCCGAUCAAGCAGCACCGCACCGGCGAGCAGCAGCAGCAGCAGCAAGUCAAGUCCCACCGGACAGGCGAACAAAAGGUCCCGCCGCCAAAGCCGAUGAAGCCCCAGACCACGGGCGGGUCGUCUAGGCCACUUCCCGACCCCAAGGCCUACUCGAGCCGGACGGAUCAGUUCCUGUCAAGCAACCCAGCGCCGGCGGCCCAGCCGACGCAGCCGACGUAUUCGCGCGAGCUGGGCGCCACAGCCGAGCGCGACGGCGAGGACCGGCGGCGGCAGCAGGCGCAGCAGCGCACCAAAGCAGGCGGAUGGGCGUCCAAGUCGCUCCUGGAGCGCGAGAUGGAGAUGGAGCGCCAGCGCCAAAAGGAGUGGGAGGAGGCGCAGCAGGAAACGGCUAAGGCUAAGAGGCCGGCCGACGGCGCCGUCGAUGGCAUUGGCGGCGGCGUGGGCGGCAGGUGGGACGUCGGGCAGUGGGCCGGCUACACGGGAGGUGACAACCAGAACCGCGGCCAGCAGGGCAUCGGGGCCGGGAGGAGGCAGAUUGUCGGGCCGAGGCCGUUGCCGGGGAGGUAAGGAUGGAUAAAGAGUGAGAUAGAGGAGUGCUUUUUUUUGUAUUUUGUGCAGGUUUGACGAGUUUGAGAUGUGUCCUUUUCUUUCCCUUCUUCAUAUGUCUUUCUACGGGCAUGAUUCACGCUUCUUGCUUGUUACCCUAUGUUUUGCCUUUAUUCAUUUUAAUAGAAAGCAGAGACUAGGUUUACACUUUUGCCUAGGCCUAUUGAUUCUAUAGAUGAAUGGUAAUAGAAGGAGUCGUGACUUGACGACCAUCACUGCAUCUAGCGGGAUGAAAGCAGCACAAUGGCUCUACAACUCAAGACCGGCCACAAGAAAAACACAACGGUCGAAUGGGCUACCAGA
Molecule: messenger RNA, 2986 nt
Organism: Pyricularia grisea
Lineage: Eukaryota; Fungi; Ascomycota; Sordariomycetes; Magnaporthales; Pyriculariaceae
Exons: 2
Coding region: 539-2644 (701 amino acids)
Molecular function (GO): protein binding
Source: RefSeq, a predicted model, not a curated record